GUUCCGUGAUACAGGACGAUGCCGAGCGGCCCCUCGCUCGGACGCAGAGUUGGCAUGGCAAUCGCAUGGAAAGGGGUAGGUCGAUGCAGACGGAACUCAUUCAGCUUUACGCUUCUCAGCAGCUGCCUCGUACAAGCUCGGAGUUUCUGCAAGAGCUCCAGGUAGCCGCUAUGAACAGCCAGAUGGCAAUGCGCCAGAGCCCGAGCCCGAGCCCAAGCCAGACCCAAUUUCGCAAUCGACGAGCUUCUAGCGUUGCGGCCUCUUCGAUUGCCAGGACGACCUCGGAUCUGUCAACCUACGCCCCGAUGCGACGGCGCUCCGUUAUUCAGACGCCGGGCGUAGCAACGCGCCCAAGGCGAGAUGACAUGCUCACUAUCCCAGACAAGUCUGCUGCUCGGAAAAGCCAACCAGUCUUUGCAGACGAGCAAUGUGCCUUCAAACCCAAUUCCAAGGCGCCAAGGCAUCUUUCCAUGCCUCUCAUCAACAUGGGGUUUGCGCCAUUGGAGCGGGCCGUCACCCCUUGCGAAUCCGACUACAAGCAGCUCGGAGCUAUCAAGUUUGGGUCUUUGGUAAUCACGAAUGCUUCGCCCCCUUCAAGCCCUCAAGAUACGGUCAAACAGCAUCAGCCCGAACCGAGUACAGAGCAGCCAUCUGGAGCAAUGCCUGAUGAUGCGGGCAUUGAACUGAACAUGGCACGUCGCAAGAAUCGCCCCGUCGUCACUGUUCCACAGGAAUCCCGAGCUUUAGCAUCCGUCACAGGUUUCAGCUUGGAUGGGAAAGCUUCACAGCGGCCGGUACAGACAGAGAAUCCUCCCUUGGACGAUCUGAUGCCCAGUCCGCUGUCCAAAGUUCCUAGUCCCCUAAUGGGAUACGUUGUCGAGAGGGAAGACACUGAGGCGGCCUCUGGCAAGAGUAUCGGAGUAUGGAGGUCCAACAGUGGCUUCUCUUCGACGACUUCAUCUGCAUCUUCGCGAACAAACUCCAAGACGGACAGUGGCUACAGCUCUAAUGUUUCAGAACGUUCUUUUCCGAGCUCAAGCAUUACCGAUACUAGCAGCCAGGGCCCAUCUCGACGAUCGACGUUCGAACAGCCAAUCAUGACUCCCCUCAUUAGUUCCAUCGACAGCUUGAAGAAGAACAGACAACUGUACAAGCCAUUUGUGCGAAUGGAAAGAGACAAGGCCGGCGCUUCAUCCACCGAAAUGGCCAGGGAUGUCACUGCACCUGGCUCUGUCUUCACGAGACCCAAGGUUAGACGGCAUGAAAAGCACCUCAUGACCUCCUCGUCUGGCCUACUCUUGCACAGAAUGGAUGCCAGCACCGCAACCCUCAACACCAUCUUGAGCGUCGACAACUUGGUUUCCUCUGACAACACGGCAGCUGGCCGCAGCGAUGCCGAGGUCGAGGUCGUCGUAGAGGAGUCCAAGUCACUGAGGAAACGACGGUCGCUGCGCAGAGUUGCAGAAGCUGCGACGUCAAGGAUGCCAUCCCUGGGUCUGAGCCGUCGAAAGUCAGCUACAGGGAGUGUGAGCGUGAGCUCUUCGAGCAAGGCUGAGGCGGAAAAGAGAAGACGAG
Trichoderma citrinoviride is the source of this 1575-nucleotide messenger RNA. RefSeq lists its product as hypothetical. The annotation marks the transcript as partial. The transcript is spliced from 2 exons. The record is from RefSeq and is a predicted model, not a curated record. NCBI's taxonomy places the organism in Eukaryota, Fungi, Ascomycota, Sordariomycetes, Hypocreales, Hypocreaceae.